Messenger RNA from Aspergillus welwitschiae, 1206 nucleotides. RefSeq lists its product as uncharacterized. The record is from RefSeq and is a predicted model, not a curated record. The transcript is spliced from 5 exons. The coding region runs from base 1 to 1206 and encodes 401 amino acids. Lineage: Eukaryota; Fungi; Ascomycota; Eurotiomycetes; Eurotiales; Aspergillaceae.
AUGGGACGGUUCACUGGAGACACCAAAGAUCCGGCCGUCAAUGUAUCGACAUGGUUCCUGCUCGUGACUGCGUCGCUGAGCGUCAUCUUUCGACUGGGGACCAAGUACGGCUCGUUCCGCACGCUCACAAACGAUGACUAUCUCAUAGUUGUAUCGCUGAUCUUCUGUAUCGGCCAAUCCAUCGCUGUAUCGAUGGCUGUCGCAAACGGAUAUGGAUACCACUUCUCCACGCUCACCCCGGAGCGCUUCGACAACAUGAUGAAGUCUCUAUUUCUCGAAGAUAUCCCUUUCAUGUUUCAUCCGCAACCUGACGCCGACAGCCAAAGAUCAUCGCGUCGCCAACGUGGUGCAAAUAUCGGUGACCGUUAUGGCCGUGAUAUGUCUACUGGGAACCGCCUUUCAAUGCAGCGUACCGAGGACCUGGAAUUACUACACGGGGAAAUGCAUGAACCUGGUAUUAUCUCCCACCACCCGCAAGUAUACACCAACAAGAGGGCGACAACACUAACCAGCCCAACAGAUAGCAUGGCACUACUUUACGGGAAUCAUGAACAUUGUGACCGACACCAUGAUCACCUCGCAGGCGCUCUACUUGAUCGCGCGCAUCCAAACGUCCUGGAAACGCAAGUUCGUGUUCGCAAGUAUCUUUUUAUCUCGAGUCCUGUCAGUCCAAUCCCCCAUUACCCAAAUGUAUCACCCACUAACCAAACCAAUCCUCCGAACAGAGUUAUCCUCAUCAGCAUCGUGGAACUCAUCCUAGUCUCUCAAAACGACGCAACCCAUGACCCCUCCUUCUCCACCUGGGGGGUAACCAUCAGCGUGGAAACGAUCCAAUGUCUCAGCAUCGUGACAGCCUGCUGGGCGCAACUGAAACCAUUCCUAAACAUGCUCAAAUCGAACGGCCUCCGGAUCCAAGGCGUGGACUACCGAUCGACGAACAACAGAUCAAAAUGGUCGACGACACGGUCGGCGAAUCGCACAGAGAGCAAGUAUACACGCAGUGGAGAGCACGAGCUGGUGGGAAUGGGGGCUGGACAGGGGAACAUUACGACGGUAUCGGCAGCGAGGUUGUCGGAUGAUGAUAGUCAGUCCAGUCAGGCGGGGAUUAUUCGGGAGGUGAGGACGUGGGUGUGCAAGAGAGACAAGCAACAGCAACAAGCACAAGCAGUUAAGCAAACUAGACCCCAAUGGUCUCGACUCGGGUAA